AUGGACUGCACCUUCCCCCUCGGCUCUGCCACACAACACUUGCUGCAGCCAGAUCAGUGGAAGUUUUCUCACAAUGUAAGGUCCCUGUACCACCACAGUGAGCGCAGCCUGAGCCCAGCUGGCCAGGGAUGCCAGCACAGCCGCCUGGAGCCACUGGAGUGCCGGGAUCUGCUGGUCCAGAAUGCACUCUUCACUGGAGACCUGGACAUGGUGCAGAAGUACUUCACCAAGAGCGCAGCCAUCAAUCUCAUCAUUGAGACCAGGGGCGAUGAGCUGCGCUGGACUAGCAGGAAACGUGGACUGUGGUCUCUGAGCUACGAGCAGGAGCUCACCACACCGCUGCACAUCACGGCCAGCCGGGGCUACACUGACUGCCUACGGCUCCUGCUGCUCCGGGGUGCUGCCGUCGACUUCGCUCCGGGGGGCAAAACUGCCCUGCACGAGGCUUGUGCAGCCGCCAGCACCGACUGCGUGCGCCUGCUGCUCAGCUCCGGAGCUGACCCCGAGGCUGUCUCUGAGGAUGGCUACAGACCCCUGCACCUCUGCAAGAGCCCAGACUCCAUCGAGUGUGUCCGGCAGCUGCUGCAGCACGGUGCCAGUACAAACAGUCGGACGGAGGAGGAGGAGGACACAGCACUGCAUGUGGCGGCACAGCACGGCCUGGCAGAGCACGUCCAGCUGCUUCUGCACCAUGGGGCAGAGCUGGAAGCAAAGAACAAGGAGGGGCAAACACCACUGAAUGCUGCCUGUGCUCAGCGCCAUCAGCCCCAGGACAUGGACCGCUACUACCGGGUGUGCCAGCUGCUUGUGGAGAGUGGUGCCAGCAUCAACGCUGAGGAUCGGGACCGGCAGCACCCACUUCACCUGGCCUGCAAGAAUGCCAAUGCUCAAAUCACAGAGUUACUGCUGGCCCGGGGUGCCAACGUCAAUGUUAUGAACUAUGGUGGCAACACAGCCCUGCAUAAUAUCCUUCAAGUAACUGCCUACAAGCUAGAGCAUCACCCGGAGCUCGUGGUGCAAGCCCUGCUCAACCAUGGAGCCGUCCGCAUCUGGCCAGGCUCCCUCCUCAAGGUGCUGCGGUACUGCCACACCUGCCCACGUGUCAUCGAGGCCCUGGUGAACAGCUACACCCACGUGCGUGUCUCUGAGGACUGGGUGGAAGCAGUUCCAGCAGAGGUUGUACAGAAAUACCCACGUUUCUACCAGUCGCUUUUCUCCCUGGAGCACAGACCUCGCUCCUUGCAGCACCUGGCUCGCUGCACCCUCAGGACCCUCCUGGAGGGUCGGCUGCUUCCAGUCCUGUCCCAGCUGCACCUGCCAAGUGCCCUGCACCGGUUCCUGCUGCUCGGCUUCGAGGACGUUCUCUACUAG
This is a messenger RNA of Acanthisitta chloris (rifleman), 1371 nucleotides long. It is a transcript of the gene ASB10, whose product is annotated as ankyrin repeat and SOCS box containing 10. Gene Ontology annotation, molecular function: protein binding. Bases 1 to 1371 code for a protein of 456 amino acids. NCBI's taxonomy places the organism in Eukaryota, Metazoa, Chordata, Aves, Passeriformes, Acanthisittidae. The transcript has 5 exons. The record is from RefSeq and is a predicted model, not a curated record. Gene Ontology annotation, biological process: intracellular signal transduction.